CUGGGCCAUGUCACCAUGCCGGCGCCGGUCACCAGGAGCCGCGAGAUGCUGACCUUUCACGGCGGAGUUUCUCCCGGUUACUACCCGCUGGUGCCGCCGCGGCCCGGCCCCGGCCAGGCCCACCUCACCCGCCACGAGUCCUCACCCACGGCGGGGCUCAGCGUCAGCAGGGCCGCUCCCCACGCCCGCCUAUUUUGGUCGCGUGCAGCCCAAAGUAGACGCGAACUUGGCACCAGCACGCAGGCCUCGGUGAGCGCGUACCAUGCCGUGGCCGCAGGAUGCCCCGCCGGGGACAUUCCCGAGGCUGGCGCUCUGUCUCUGCCUCGCUCCAAAGGCCGCCGCCGCGUUCACCUGCAGACGGUGACCCAGCCGCCUGUAACAAGUGUGUGUCAGUCACUCACUCAGGGGCUGAUCACGUGCUACACUCGCGCCCUCUAUCCAGUGCUUACCAGUACCCACCCCAUCGUUUGGAGCCAACUUGGUGUGGCGAUCAGAUGCUUCGUGUGCAACUCCGAGACGGACUCCGCCUGCAAUGAGUCUAUGCAAAGUGACUCCCCGGCCAUGAUCAACGCAUUCGGGAAGGAGUGCCCCAUGAUGGAGAACGAGACGAUGCCCUUCUGCAGGAAAGUCAAGGAGAUGAUGGAGAUCAAGACCGUCGUGAGGAUGCACCGCGAAUGUGGCUACAAGAGGCGCGAGGAAUACCCCGACUGCUACCAGAAGCGGUCUGAGGACUACGUCAUGGAAGUGUGCCAGUGUGACGAGGAACUCUGUAACGACGCCCCCGGCCUGGCCACCCCCUUCGCCCCCCUCCUCGCAGUGGUCGCCUUCCCCUUGCUGGCCAGGGUCAUGUGAGUGCAGGAAGACGUAGGGAGUAGACCUUCGUAAGCCCAGGACCACACAGCACAUGCACAGCCCUGUUGCUCCUCGUCCUCCUCUUCCUCCUCACCACAGACACACAUGCACUUGUAGACAUUUCUAUGGACACAUUUGCUUUCUGUGUACACAUCUCAGACUUAACAUUUCUGUAACAAAACUUAACCCCAGGUAUAAAUACGACUCUUGUACAAAAUAUCUGCCUUCCUGUAAAGUUGUAUCUAUGUAGUAGUUGUUUUCAGAGGUCUCGUCAAAUCCUCAGUAACUUCUUGGAACACAGGUUUUGGAAUGCUUGGAUAGCUACAGAAAUUAAUGUGACUUGUGAAUAAUUUAUAAUGACAAUACGUACUUGUUAAACACUUGACUAGCGAUAGAAAACAGUUGUAUGUUCUAAUAGCCAGGCUGAUGAUGAAAGGAGUUGGUGUUGUUGAAAUGUUAACUGUUGAUAGGUUGUAUAUGUGGGUAAAUAAAUUGUAAAAAAACUCA
Molecule: messenger RNA, 1359 nt
Organism: Eriocheir sinensis (Chinese mitten crab)
Lineage: Eukaryota; Metazoa; Arthropoda; Malacostraca; Decapoda; Varunidae
Exons: 3
Coding region: 16-852 (278 amino acids)
Biological process (GO): regulation of synaptic transmission, cholinergic; sleep; positive regulation of voltage-gated potassium channel activity
Source: RefSeq, a predicted model, not a curated record